Brassica napus (rape) is the source of this 1671-nucleotide messenger RNA. RefSeq lists its product as uncharacterized. The coding region runs from base 911 to 1579 and encodes 222 amino acids. NCBI's taxonomy places the organism in Eukaryota, Viridiplantae, Streptophyta, Magnoliopsida, Brassicales, Brassicaceae. The transcript has a single exon. The record is from RefSeq and is a predicted model, not a curated record.
AACUCUAAUAAAAAACUGCACCUAAGGAAAAUUGAACCCAUCACUAUGAAACAAUGAGGGAAGAGCUGUUUCCAACUGACAUACAGUGAAUUCCGGAAAAUGAAGGCCGAAAUUAUUGAUAAUAAUGUUACGGCUGGAAGCGUAUGCUUCUCCCGCUUCCUAUCAGGGCCGGUACUGCGUGAGCUUAAGUAUAUGUAAAUGUGGUGCUAUAUGAUAGUUCUGAGGGAGAAAUAGAUUAUCACCCCUUAUCGGCUGAAACUAUUAUAAAUAGUCCUUGGUCAGUAUUGAACAAAGUUUUAGGAAAGUAUAUAUGACAACAAUGAAAUAAACUCCAUUGAGUAAAACUAGUAAUCACGUAUUUAGUUAAUGUAUUAUCAAUUGCAGUUCAUUUCCUAGGUUAAAAGACUUUAUCUGGAAACUUGCAACCCAGGCUUAAUAUUAUCUAUGGAGACUUGAAGCCACACCACAAUAGUUACUGAGUAUGAUGAAAUUCACUAUUGCGUACGGUGUCUCCUUCGAAAACGAUUUUCUUGUAUCCCAAGGCCGAGCAAGCGUACAUUUAUGCAUUUUCAGGUGUACUUCUCCCUUCGAACUUUCCAUUCUUGAAAACUUCUAGUACUAUUUCAAACCGAGCUUUACUUAGCAAUGUCGAAAAUAGUUGAUUAAAAUUGGGUAACAAUUUUCAUUAUCAUAUAAAAAUUCCUAGACGCGUGCGUGUCCUUUAAACUCUUAAUCUCCUCUUGAUUCCAAAAACAAACAACAUUCCCUUUCUUGUCAUCUAAACUUUCUAAAAAUAGACAUCUUCUUGCAUGUGUUCUUCGUCUUCAUUGUUGUCCUCUGAAACAUCUUUUGUCUUCUUCAUACUUGCAUUGCAGAUUAAAACUUUUGGCAGAAUUUUCAUUUUGGAACCAUGGAAACGUCACACGAGCACAACUUUUUCAACCCCACGUCUAAACCAGACGCAGAAGAUCCAACCCUAAGACUUUCUUCAUCGUCUUCUUCCUCUUCUUGUUCUUCCAUAGAAGCAGAACCAAGACCUGAUCAUAAUCUAAGAAACAAUCAAUCUCCUCCAACGCAAAUCAUGGAGAGAUCUACAAACGACGCAACCUCAACACCUACUUAUAGAAUCCCAUCACACGUUUUCGAAACAACAACCUCAACAGCUCCCGUUGAAUGGAGCACUCUCUCCAAUGAAUCUCUCUUCAGCAUCCGCAUGGGAAACAAUAGCUUCACUGAAAUAGAUUACUUCAAAUCCGGCGAGCUCACGUUUCCUCAGCCUCCUUCACCGAGAACUCCUCAUAUGCCUUCUCCGCGCCACGACACAAAACAAGGGGGAGUCGCGGAGGAGUUCAAAACUCCGGUGGAUGUAGGUAAGAAAGCAGCUGAGACAGACAAAGCGUAUCGCACAAGUAAAGAUGAAGAACAAAAAGCUGCCGCAAGUAUACGAGAAGUUAUCAUGGCUAAUGAAGCUUCUAAUAAAGACAGCAACAACAACAACAACAAAAACAAUAAGUUAGAUCGGUCUGUUUCUCGCCGGUCUGAAGAUUUAAGCGUUAAGUCUUUCGCUUUUCAAAAGUAAAACAACAAAAAAAAAACUCUUCUCUUCAUGUCUUAAAAUAGAAAUGUCUUUAUUUUUCUCACUUUUUGUUGUUGUUCAUUGUGUAGAUUGGG